Paramecium tetraurelia is the source of this 9111-nucleotide messenger RNA. RefSeq lists its product as uncharacterized. The record is from RefSeq and is a predicted model, not a curated record. Gene Ontology annotation, biological process: calcium ion transmembrane transport. NCBI's taxonomy places the organism in Eukaryota, Ciliophora, Oligohymenophorea, Peniculida, Parameciidae. The transcript has 5 exons. Gene Ontology annotation, molecular function: calcium channel activity. Gene Ontology annotation, cellular component: membrane.
AUGAUAAGUCCAAAGGAAGUAGUUAAUUUGAAUGAUUAUACAAAGGGAAAGAGUUAAGAUGGAGACGAGAUCAUGUUGGAUGGGACAAUAUUGAUCAAUGAGUGUUAUGUUGAAUUUGAUUGCAUUUAAUCUAUUUAUUUAAUUAAUCUUUUAUACUUAUCAAGAGUGAUGAAGCAAGAAGAUCUAAAUUAUUUGACUUACGGAUCUGUGAUUUCAAUUUCUCAUGUGUAAGAUGACCACUCAUUUAUUACAGCCGAUGGUUUUGUGAAGCGUUCUGUUUGUUUAAAGAACUUUCAUCAUAUCGAUGUGGUGACUGCAAAAAAUUUGGGUAAAAUGAAAAGCAGGCCAUACUUUAACACACUAUUUUAAAUAUUCCCAAAAUUCACUAACAAUACGAAAUAGGAGAUUUUGAAGGAAUUGCAGGGUGAGGAAUAGGAGGAGGAAACUCAACCAGCAAUUCAAAAUAUCCUGGAUGGCAUUCAGAAACAACAGAAGGCGGAUGAAAAAUCCAUAAUGUCUAAGGAGUAGAUACAAUCAUUUUCAUAGAAGUUGCUUUAGGAAUUCAAAUACAAUUUGGACACUUUCGAGAAGUGCAAAUCUCACAAGGUUUCGUAUAAAUCUCACAUUCAAUUGUUGCAUUUGGCAUCAUCUAAAUUUUUGGCUUGUCAUCAGAAGGAAGCGAGAGUGGAGAGUUCAAAUUACAAAAUCACUCUCGAUGAAUUGCCAAGUGAUGCAUCCUUAUUCAAGAUAUUGCCAGCUUACAAAUAUCAAAAGGAAGGAGAGUAAGUAAUUUAUGCAAGUGAUAUAGUGUACAUAGUAAGAGCAACUUCAUUAAUGAAUAAACUAACAUUUCUGCAUGCCUCUUAAGAAAUGGGCAAUUAUGGCAAAACUAAGAAGAAGUAGAAAAGUGAUGAAGACUUGUAAGUGUACAAGAAUGAGAAGGAUAUAAUCAAGAGAGAAGUGAAUGCAUCUUUGGACGAGGAAAACCAAACUCAAUGGAGAAUAUCAGUCUAUUCUGAUUACGUGCCAGAGACAUCAGGUUGUUUGAAAUGUGGAGACGUCAUAUGGUUGCAUCAUAGUGAAACCAACACAACCAUAGCAGCGACUAGAAAAGGGAAGCCUGUGGAUCAGAAGAACUUCCAUUCUUUCAAUUUGGUGGAGUGGUUGGGAGUUGAAAAUGUAGAGUUGAACGUGUUGAGUGGUUCAACAAAGGAGAGCUACGACGAAUACACAGGAGACACGCAUUCAAUGUGGAUAAUUGAGGCUGAAGAUUACAAAGAAGGAGGGAUAGUAACAUUUGAUAAGAAAUAUCGAUUCAAGCAUUUCGCCUCUGGAUUGUAUUUGGCAGGAACAAUAGAGAGGUUUUAUUUGGAGAAACAAAGGACUACAUAGACGUUGUUUUAUUUUAGUUAAUUGAAGAACACUCAAAUGAGAGAAAAGUCAGUAACAAGAGGGAAUUAUGCAUACAUAUGUCAUGAGAAUCAAGCAUAGGAGAAUACCAAUUAUUGGGUGGACAUCCAAUGGGGGAAAUCAUAAAUACAUACACCAGUAUUACAUCAGGAACAACACAAAACAGAUUAGAGUGUCUUCAAAUUAUAUGCUAGUAGUAGUAAUGAUGUAUGGGAAAUCUCAUUUGUUCUGAGUUGUGUAAAGACACUUAUGAAUUAUUUGGAAGAUGUUUCACAAUUAAAAUGGGAGAAUGAUGCUAAUGACAAGGAAGUGUUGAAAGAUCAUUUACUGAAAAUAUAAACUACCAAAUAAUGCAUAGAAGACAUCAAUGAUUUCUGUAAUAAUCGAUUGUAUAAUUCUACUCCUGAACAAAAAUAUGGAACCAUCAAUCAAUUUAGAUAGAAACUAUUGAAAGAAUAAUAUUACAUUGAUUUAUUAGUGAAGAUCUUGGUUUAAUAAUUGAAGCCUGAGGAUUUGGUAAUGUGGAGUCGUAGGUUCAUGAUCAUUUAAAUGCAAGACACUCAGUAACAGCAAGAGAAAAUGAGCAAUACAGAGCAAUCCAAUAAGAAGCAAGGUCUAAAGGAACAUGAAUUACUUGCCUAUGUUGCUUUCAAGAUCAAUAUGAAUCAAUCCAUCUAUACUUUGUUAACGUCCAUUUGCAAAUAGAAUCCAGAGAAUGAAAAGUACACCUUCGAUUUGAUUGGACAUUUCUUAGAUCACUGCAGACAUAUUCCAGAGGCCAUUAAAUGCAUGAUUUCAAUCAUAGGUAAUAACCAAGAAUUGCUAAGUCAAUUAUCUGCCAAUAUGAAGAUUGAUUACAAUCCCAAAGAACAGGAAUUCUUUGAACCAGAAGAAGAGAAGAUGUAAGUUCAGCAUCACAAAGUCUAAAAUAACUUUCUUAUUUUCUUCUUGAAUCUUUUGGAGAAUGAUGAUCAACCUCACAAAGCAGACUAUCUUACUUUUCUAAGAGAAAUGUGUGUGUAUAACAACCAAGGAAUCAACCAAAAUCAAGAAGCCAUUUAUAAGUUAUUGAAGAAACAUAAUCACAAGAAGAUUGCAUUGAUCAAAGAUAAAGAAGAUCCAGACAAAAUUACAUUAAAGGAUGGCAAAUUAAUCAUCCCUUUUAAAUUACAAAAUGACCCCAAGGAAAUGUAUUUCAUCAAUGAAUAAUUGCAAUUCUAUGCACAUGUUUCCUUCGGUAGGAACUAUUUGUGGAAAUAAGAAUUAGAACAGUAUUUUAGUAAGGAUUUCCUAUUUUAAAACAUUUGGCAAGACGAUGGCAAUAAAACCUAUAGUGUGCUUCAAGCUGCUUUAUGUAAGAUCGCCAUGAGUCUGUAUAUUGAUCAUGACCCUUUGAAUAGAGUUCAAUUGCCUAAAUACUGCAAUUUGUAUAAAGGUAUUGACCAAGUUGUGGAGAGUCAACAUAUGGACUUGUAUAAACCACUGAUUGAGGAUUUGUUUCGAUACUUGCAGGAUGUAAGGAAUCAGAUUGUUCAUUCUUUGGAUUCCAAAGAGAAUGGGGAGAACAACAGGGGUUAUGAUGUCUUAGAUGGUAAUGAUGAAAAAAGCUUAUUGAUUAAUGAAUUAUUGUACAAUUCUUGUCAAAUGAUGCAACUGGUUUUGGAAUUGGAUGUCUUCACAUUAUUAGAUAAAGAACCCAAUUAUUAUUACUAAUAGAUUAUCGACAUUGUGGUGCACUUCUUUUUUUAUGAUUUCAAGCAAUUGUAAUUGAUGAAGAGUGUGUACAAAUUAUAGAAGAAUGAAAUCAGUCAGAGAAAACAAAGAAAAGAUAAUAAUCCCUUAGGAAUUGGCUUAAAUUUAGGAGCCAAUCUAAUGAAUAUGGCUAAUCCUAUGAAUUUGAAUUUAAAUUUGAAUAACAUCUUUGGGUCUGAUGAGGAAUAGAAAUCUGAUACUGAGGAUGAAGAACAGAUUGAUGAUGGGAUUGUUGAUGAUGUACAAAUGUAUACUAAUCCCUUGAUGAGAGGAUUCAUCAAAUUGGAGAAUGAAUUGCAAAGUACAAUUCUAAUAAGAGAGGAGUCUGGGUCAAAUCAAUUGGAAAUUAAGAUCAAGUUGACUCUCUGCAAUAUAAUGGACAGAUUCUUGGACAUGAGGUAAAAUUAUUUAAUGUUGAAUGUGCUCUCCUUCUUUAAAAAGCAAAUCAUAGAGAGAAUGCAAGAUGGAAUGCAACAGACGAAAUUAACCAAAGACAAGGAAGAAUUACUGGUGGGUCUUUAGGAUUCUGAAAUUGACAUUAUCAAAAUACAACAGUAUGUGUAGGCUAAAACAGAUUCAAAUUUGUUGGGCUUACUUCCAAACAUAGCCAAAACUGGUAUUAAGGACAUAGAUGAGAAGGAGGAACAAAAAGAUGCCUUCGGAAUUGGAGCUUUAAAUUUUCUAAAUAAACUGGCAGAAACUAAACUUGAAUCUGAGGAGUUUAAAAUAUUCACCUAAAAUCUGAUGCUCAUUUAUGAUUUGGAUUAAUACUUCUCACUCAACUUACCAUAGGAAGACAUAACAAAAAUUUCAAAUCCCAUUGGUGUGGUGUUACCCUUUUUAUUUACAAACUUCUCCUAAAUUCACGAGGAGGAGUUGGAAAAAAGAUGUUUGGCUAUAAUAAUGAGGUUGUUCAAUUAGAGAGAGGAGUUAUGUAAUAAUUUAUUAAAAUUGUAAUUGAUUAGUGAUCCUAUUAAAAGUAAGCUUUAUGAGUAUUUGAGUGAGCAUGUAUAUCGAUUAAAUUAAUUAAUUGAUAGAUCUGAAGUGUGGUUAACGGAUUUCAUGAAAAACUCGAAGUACGAAGAUUUAGAUGAAACACUUGAAAUCAUCGAUAAUUUUAGAUAGGGAUUCUUCAAGGACACUCAGAUUUCUGCCAGAAUCAUGUCAACAGCUUCAGAGAUAGAUCCUGAAAAGCAGAACCUAAUGAAUGCCUUGAAGAUCUAUGUGCCUAUUCUAAAUUUAAUAAGAGAUCAAUUACAAUCUUUGGACUUUCAUUUGGAAAACAAUAAAAAUAUUCAAAAAAAAUAAAGAUUAGCUUAGUUGUUUAUAUAUGCAUUUUAAUUUUUGACCUAUUUUUGUCGAAGCAAUCAUGAAAAUCAAAUUUUACUAUCUUAAAGUCUAUCAAGUUUCGAAUUCAUUCACAUUGAAGUGGGUUAAAUUCCAUUGAUUUGUGAGAUUUAUAGGGACAAUCAAAAGAUGUUAUCUUCUAUCAAUAGAAAUGACAAGGUGUUUCACAAAUUCGUGGAAGCAAUAUACUAGAAUGGAAGGAAGGCUUAAUACUUGGAUUUCUUUUUAACCAUCAUAAAGUAAGGCAACAAGUACCUCUUCGAUAAUCAAUUACUAGUUCUGAAUACAUUUUUGGAGAAGGAAGAGUUAUUGUAUACAGAAAAGAAUGAAUUUCUCUUUGAUGGAGAAAUCUAAUUGCAGCAAUCUGACUUUUUGAAUGAUUUGGCUCAUCCUCCCCCUAUGAAUCAACCCUUUCGAUAUCACGCUAAGUUAUUGGACUUGUUAUUACAAUGCGCAUACAUAUAAGUGAUUGAAGGAGAUUAAAAAGACAAUUUCACAAUCAAUGUUGCUAAAUUGAAGAAGAAAUUCAGUUUGUAAUAUUUGGUUUCUCUAAUAUGCAAAUAAGACUCACUUACAUCGAAGAAUCCAUCAAUUCAAGAUUAGGGAUUCGGUUUAAUUAAGAAAUAACUAUGGAUAUUCUUGAUGAAUGUGCAUAUCACAAGUGAAAAGAGUCAUAAUGUGGCUAAGGAUAUUCAGAAUGACAUAUUGAGAAUAACAGAUUUCGAGAUCAAGAGAUUAGAGUAAUUGUCAAUGGACUAAUCCUACUCUAAAUAUUUUGACUUUCUAACAGAUGCAGUCUUGCCACUGUUUACUAAUUAUCUAAAUCGAAAAAAUGUGCCCACUCGUUCUGAAGAGGAUGAGGAAGCACAUGAUCAUGAAUAAAAGGACAUUGCGCAAUUACUUUGUUUUGCUAAACUAUUAUCACAGACAAUGAUAUAGUUAGGGAAGUACAUUACUAGGAAGAGACAUGUUCAAAGUUUGACUGGAUUUUUUUCAUUUUAUUAGACCACAGAAAUGGGUAGAUGUUGUUCCUCAUUGGAGAAUCAAUAAUAAAAAUGGGAAGAUCUAGGGGAGUAUUACAAUCUGAGGUUAGUUAUGUCUAAUAUAGAAUCAGGUGAGAAUGACAAUUUCUUAACUGAAUAAUAAGAACCCAUUCUAAUGUUUAAUUAAAAUGCCAUUCAAUAAAGUCAUGGAGACAAUCCUGUACCAAAAACUAUCUUCUAAAAUAAUAAUAAUUUUGCAAAGCCAGAUGUUGUGGGAAUGUAAUUUUGGCAAAAAUAAAACAAAAAAUAGAAAGAAGAGUAGCCAAUUAUUGAAAUGGAAGUGAAAACCGAAGAUGUAGAAAAGAUUGCAUUGGCUUGGGAUGAAUUCAUUAGUCAUUUAUGUUUGGCAGAUAAAAGCAAAAUCGAAAUUCAAGCUGAAACACAGAAAUUAUCAGAGGCUAUCCUUAAAUUUGAGUUGUACUUUGGAGGAUAAAACGAAAAUAAGAAUGAAAAGAACGAGAAGAUAUUGAAAGUGGAAAGGACUACACUGAUAAAGAAAUUUAUUAAUUUUCUAAGUUAUGCAUUGAAUAAUAAUCAGAAUAACAAAACUAUCAUAACAUUGCUCAGUGUCUUAAGAAAAUUGAUUGAGGGGAAAUCUAAAGAAGAGAAUCAAGGAGAACUUGAAGUAGAAGGAGAAAACAAUGAAAUGGAAGAAAUGCAAAAUCUCUUCAAUAAAUUGGGAGCUACAAGAAUGGUAUUGACAGUGCUAAGUGAAUCGACCACUCUAGAUAGUGAAAUGUUGAGACACUUUCUUAUGUUUAUAAAUACUCUUCUUUCUGGAGGUAACAAUAAAGUUCAGAAGACCAUUUCUGAAUUUAUGAAAACCUAUCCUAAAAGUGAAGUCAUUUUCAGUAGAUUGAAUAAUGUUAUUCAAGCCUAAAUCAAACAGAUUACGAUAAAGGCUAAGGAUAAAAAGAAUGAGGACUAGCUGUAAAAUCUAUAGUUGUAAACAGAUGAACCAAACAUCCAAGAAUUGUAAUAAGAGCAGGAACUUGAAUUAUUGCUGACUCAAGUGUUGAAGUUUCUUCAAAAUUGUUGUGAGGGACAUUAUUUGGAUUUACAAAAUUACAUUCGUCAACAAUCCAAUUCUAGAAAUUCCUAUAACAUGAUCAAUUAGGUUGCUGAAUUGUUGCUCACCUAUUAUUAUAAGGACAAAGCAUAAUACGAUAAUAUGGUGUUGUGUUUGGACACUCUCAAUGAAUUGGUAUAGGGUCCGUGUCCUGAGAAUUAGGUGGCAGUUGCUGAUUCUAAAUUUUUUGAAAUCGCUUCAGAUUUAUUUGGUUCCAGGAAAGAUAAGAAAUCCGCAGGCAAGGCUUAAACCAUGGGUUCGAAUUUCAGGACUAUUAAGACUUAAAACAACAAGUACAAGAGUAGCAGAUUUUAAAAGCAAUAGAAUGGAUCAGAUUUGAAACCAUGGUAAAUCGAGAGAAUGCAGACAAAGUGUUUGAUCUUAAUUCUAUCAUUGAUUGAAAUGAGAGAGAUCUCAGAUUCCAAUCCAAUUAUCAAAAGAAUCAUGAGACAUCUUACGCCUUCACUUCUCUAAAAACAUUUGGUGAAGUCGUUUGAUAAAUAUGAGAAGCAGUGUAAGGAAGGAUAUUAGAUUGAGGUUCUGGAUCAUAUAAAGGAGGAUCCUGAAAAUACAAAGGAGAAUGACGAUACCAGAGAUGAAUUGAUUUUGCAAAAAGGAUUUUAUAUUUAUUUCUUGAUGUGCUAUUAUAUGGAAUCAGAUAAGAAUGCUGAAAAUCAAUUUGUUUAGAUGUACAGAGCAAACACUAGGAAGAAGUUAAAAUAAGACAAAGGAGCCUUGGAGGAUUUGCUGUUUGGUGAUAAUAUAAUAGGCUAAUUGGUUAGUUUUGUAAUGUCAUUUGCGAAUAGUUGGAUUGAUCUAAUGAAUCAAAUCAAGAAGGAGGCUUAGAAACAAAUUGCCAAUUAGAAUCAAGGACCCGAUUAGUUGGACAAGUUGAACAAAGAGAAAUAUGCAGAGUAGAAGGAAGAAAAGAAGGCAGAGAAACAAAAGUAUAUUAAGAGGGCAUUUGAUUUCUUCUAUAAAAAUAGUGCUUCAAUAGAGGUAGUUAGAAACAAUGAAAUUGAGAUAGUGUAUUUUAUUUUGCUUCCUUACACCAAUAAUUUACCGAAAGAAUAGAAGGUUGAAUUUCAUGAGAAUGUGGAUAGAUCAUCGACAAAAUCAAAGGUGUAAUUUUUAGUUUAAGAAUCGGAGAGAUUGAUAGAGAUUUGUGAACAUGAGGAAUAAUUGAGACGCAUUUUCUAGAGAUAGAAAUUCUUGGCUUUGUUUGCUAAUUAUGUGAAAUUAUGGAAAGACUUGGCUUUCUUAUUUACUUUACUGUUAAAUCUUUUCAUAAUCGGAUCAUUUGCCAAGAAUGAUUCUGGUAAUAGACUAACAGAUUUCAGAUUAUUUCGAGACGAGAGAUAUUCUCCAUAAUAGACCAGAAAUAUCUUUCUCAUAUGUGGAACUAUAAUGGCUUGUUGUUCGAUAUUUGUUGUAUCCUUCUUUUUGUUUAAGAAUGCCCCUUUAAUCAUUAGAAAGGCUUGGAAGACGAAAUUACCAUUUGAGGAUAAAUUUACUUAUUGGCCAAUUCAAUUGAUUUACAAGAUCUUCAAGUUGUUGGCAGUUCUCUUUUACAUUUUGAAAGAAAUAGAAGUGGUGUAUUACUUAGCAUAUGGAGCCUUGGCUGUUAUUGGGACAGUGUUGCAUCCCUUCUUCUUUAGUUUCCACUUAACUGAGAUUUUGAUUAGGUAUCCAACUUUGAAAAAUGUGAUAAGAUCAGUAUGGGAACCCAAAUAAUAAUUGGGUCUCACAUUGGUUCUGUUUAUCAUUUUAGUAUACGUGUAUGGUCUCAUCGCCUACACUUUCUUCUUUGAGGAUUACAAAGGCAAAUGCCAAUCAACUCUCUUCUGCUUCCUUUUCACAUUUGAUUGGACAUUUAAAGCCAAUGGUGGUGUUGGAGGAUAUUUAUCAGGUUUGGAGGACGAGAACAAAAUCGAUAAAUAUCAGUUGGGAAGAUUUGUGUUUGACAAUACAUCUAAUAUAUUCUUAGUGAUUAUUAUGGUGAAUAUAGUUGCAGGUAUUAUCAUUGAUACCUUUGGAUCUUUGAGAGAGGAAGAAAGCAAUAAGAUUCGAGACAUUGAAGAUAAAUGUUUUAUUUGCGGCAAUCUGAAGACUACCUUCGAUAGAUUACAGGAUAGUUCAUCUAUGGGUGGAGGAUUCGAUCAUCACAUCAAAGUGAAUCAUUACAUGUGGAAUUAUGUAUUCUUCAUGGCGUACUUGAAAUACAAGGAUCCCACAGAUUACACAGGAAUUGAAUAGUACGUGUGGGAGAAGAUUUAGACCAAGGACUUGACUUGGUUCCCAUUCAACAAAGCUAGAGAAUUGUAAGGUCUUAAAUCAGAAGAAGAAGAGGACUCGAAAAGAAUAGAAAGACUGUCUACAGAUAUGUCGAAUGUUAUGGAAUAGAUGUAAUCAGUUAACCAAAUGCUGAAUUAAAUUAAAAAUAGAAAGUAAUCCAGACAUAAUGCUAUCAAAUCAGUUGAACUGCUAUGA